AUGCCGUCGUCAUCAACGUCUUUGUCUCGACGUGCUCUUCGUGUAAAACGUCGUCGUGUGAGAUUUUCUGGUGCUAAAGUGAUUGAAUAUGAUGCGACAGUAGCUCCCGUUGUUCAUUCUUGUGGUAUUGCUUUAGGCUCAGACGACCGUCAACUUGAAUGUAAAGCAAGAGGUUUAGAAGGUCAUGAAGAUCAUUUAUUGUCUUUGUAUGUACAGGAAUUACAACAGGUUUUGUGUAUACAAGGAUUUCAACCAAUGGGGAGCGACCUGCUAGUAUUACAGACACAGCAUCAGGUUGUAGAGCUCUUGCUUGUCUGGGCGGCAUGUGCGAAGAUUGAUAUCGACAAGGAUACGGAUGUACUGCAUUCAGCAACAUUGCAACGUGCACAGCUGGAAAAGAAACAGCUUGAAGGACUUGUGGAUGAUGGAUAUGCAUUUGGACGUCGUUUUAUGUCAGUUGCGACGUAUGUGGAGACGUUGAGCAGGAAGGAACUAGUGGAAGCAGCAAAGGAACGAGACAUGGAGCUUCCGAAACUUGACGAACAACAGAAAGUAGCUGUAAAGGUGAUCGAUAGAGAGUUACUGGGACUUUAUGACACAGCACAAGGACGACCGCUGAGGUCGCUGACGUUGAGACAAUUAGUAACGGAAGCGGAGGCUCGAGGGAUGGCUGGACCAGGAGAGCAGGCCAAGGACAACAAAGGGAAGAAAAAUAAACGUGCGUGGGUCAAUAUGUUGAGACCGGUGAUGGUAGCGGAGGUUCGUGCAUUAAAGAUACAAGAACUGGAGGAACAGAUGCUACGAGAAAAGAUUGUGGAGAAGAUGGAGCGUGAACAGAAGAGAGAGCAGCAGCAGCGUGUUGUACAGCUCAUUAAGGCGUUAAUGCAACGAACUGCUGAUACGAAUGACUCCUGUGCUGAACCGGAAGACGAUGAUACGAUACUGCAUGAGAAAGACAACGAGGUAUGUGACAAGAAAUCAAGGAGGCGUCAUGAAAUGCACACGUUCUUGACAGCUCUAGCCAAGACCGUGUGUAUAUUUAACGAGAGCGAGGAAGAUCUUACUAUGAUGGAAUGA
Molecule: messenger RNA, 1077 nt
Organism: Peronospora belbahrii
Lineage: Eukaryota; Oomycota; Peronosporomycetes; Peronosporales; Peronosporaceae
Source: the annotation of a GenBank genome assembly